This is a messenger RNA of Paramecium tetraurelia, 1653 nucleotides long. RefSeq lists its product as uncharacterized. The record is from RefSeq and is a predicted model, not a curated record. The transcript has 3 exons. NCBI's taxonomy places the organism in Eukaryota, Ciliophora, Oligohymenophorea, Peniculida, Parameciidae.
AUGAAUAUUAAUGAUAAAUUUAUUAUUCUAACACUUUAAAACUAUAAAAAUGAAAAAAUUCCCUUGAUUUAUAGUGAAAUCAUUUUCACUAUUUCAAUUCUAAUUGUUCCAUUCAAUACUUUCUAUUUAAUUGAAGGCUUAAUUUAAAAAUUAAAUCAUUUCUAUUUCCCUCCAAAUAAGCUAUGUUAUCCAUUAUGUAAUAAUCGUCAGAAUAUUAGCAUAAUCAUCAAUUAUUUUAACAACUAUCAUUUUGUUUAUUCAUCAUUAUAAAUUAAAUUAUUGUUUGAAAACUUUCUCUCUCUCAUUCAUAUAUACAAACUAAUAAGAAAUCAUUAUAAAAUUUAUAGUUGUGGUUAACAAAUUUAAACUUAAAUAAAAUAACAAUCAAUUAAGAACUACUUCUAUUUUUUUGUUAACCCAAAUUUACUGAUAUCAAUUAAUCUCUUAAUUUGCAAUCUAUAACUUCGUGUUAGAUAAUGUAUAAAUUUAAUUAUAUUCUCAUUAAUUUAAUAGGUUUUCUAAAACCAGAAAGAAGGAAUUUUAGGUUUAGAUAAUUUUGAUUCUUAUUCAAUUUUAUUUUAUAUUUAAACAAUGGAUUAAUAUAUAGGAUUUCAACUAGAUUUAACUUCAUUUAAUUCAAUUAAGCAAAUCGUUUAGAUGAAAGAUGGGUAUGUCGUUUUUGGAGAACAAUAAGUUGAAUAAAAAUUAAGAUCUGUUUCAUUAUCAAUGAGUAAUUAAAAGCUUCUUUAUUUCGAAAUAAAGAAUGGAGAAUGUAUUUCUGAGAAACCUUAUUAAAUUGGACAGGGAUUGGCAGUACUGUCAAAUAUUAUAGCAAAUGAGAAUCACAUUCUAGCUUUAAUUUCUCGUUAGGGUAAUAGAAGUUUAGUACAAUUCAAUCCAAAAGAGCACACAAACGUUCAUUUAAUUCCCAGUCUACCCUACAAACAAUAUUAAAUAGAUUGUGAGUCUAAUUAUAAUGUUUAUUCCUUUCAAGAUAGAGUGACAUUGAUCGAACUUUAUAAAUUACAAAACUCAAUAUAUUUAGAGUGUUUGAAUUACCCAGACGGAUACCAUACUGGAAAGAAAUUUAAAAAAGCAGAGCAAAUUUAAACCUUAAAAAUUUACAAUACUAAUCAUAUUUUGAUUUUAGCAGAUGAAGAAUUCUAUUUAUUUGAUGGGUCUGGAGACUUAUUUGCAAUCAACAUAUAGAUGCCAUCGGAAUUUAAAUUAAAAUUUAUAAUAGAAAUCAAAGAUCAAUAUGUUUUAGUCAUGAAAGAUCGAAUGGACAAAUUUUAUAAAUUUUGCCAUAAGGAACAUGAAAUAGACUACUUCAGUACCUUUAAAUGCUAAGAAUUGAUAGAUGGAUAAUUUGAUGUUCAAACAACAAAAAAAUAAUCAAUCAACCUUUCAAAGCUUAAUGAUGAUUAUUACAUAUGGAUUAGUACAAUAUAUUAAUGCGAGGAUAAUUAAAACAAAUUAUUUGUAAAUGUUUUUAAGAUUAGCAUUGAUAAAGAACCAUCAUUAAUAUCAAGUUAUGAAUUAUGGAAGAGUUAAGAAAUAGGUUUUAUAUAAAAGGAUGAAUUUGUACAUGAAUAUUUAUUGUUUAAAGAUGAACAAGUCAUUAAAGCCUUUUGUAUUAAUCAACUUAAAUGA